AUCCAACCAGGGUGAUGGUGUCACCUUUCAGCAUGGAUGUCACUGUUGGAGAAAGCAUUGUCUUGCCUUGUCAGGUCUCUCAUGAUCACUCGCUAGAUAUCAUGUUUACCUGGUCAUUUAAUGGACACCUGAUAGACUUUGAAAAAGAUGGGGAUCACUUUGAAAGAGUUGGAGGGGAUUCAGCUGGCGAUUUGAUGAUCAGAAGCAUCCAGCUGAAGCACGCUGGGAAAUACGUCUGCAUGGUGCAAACAAGCGUGGACAAGCUAUCGGCUGCUGCAGACCUCAUUGUAAGAGGUCCUCCAGGCCCACCAGAAGCCGUGACAAUAGAUGAAAUCACUGACACCACAGCCCAGCUGUCCUGGAGGCCAGGAGCAGACAACCACAGCCCUGUCACCAUGUACGUCGUGCAGGCCAGGACCCCCUUCUCGGUGGGGUGGCAAGCGGUGAGCACAGUUCCAGAGGUCAUCGACGGCAGGACGUUCACGGCGACGGUGGUGGGUCUGAACCCCUGGGUCGAGUACGAGUUCCGAGUGGUGGCUGCCAACCUGAUUGGGAUUGGAGAGCCCAGCAGACCUUCAGAGAAGAGGAGAACCGAAGAAGCUCUUCCUGAAGUGACCCCAGCUAAUGUCAGUGGAGGUGGAGGGAGCAAAUCUGAGCUGGUCAUUACCUGGGAGACAGUGCCUGAGGAGCUGCAGAACGGAGGAGGCUUCGGGUACGUGGUGGCCUUCCGGCCCCUGGGCACGGUCAGCUGGAUGCAGACCGUGGUGGCCUCGCCCGACGCGGCCAGAUACGUCUUCCGCAACGAGAGCCUGCCGCCCUUCUCCCCCUACGAGGUCAAAGUGGGGGUCUACAACAACAAGGGGGAAGGGUCCUUCAGCCCCGUGACCGUCGUCUACUCGGCAGAGGAAGAGCCAACGAGAGCCCCAACCGCUGUUUUGGCCAGAAGUCUUUCUGCCUCAGAUGUUGAAGUUUCUUGGGCUCCCCCUUGGGAGAACCAGCACAAAGGAAGGAUACAGGGAUACGAGGUAUGGAGACACAACGCAGGGGUCCUUUCAGUGCUGAGCCUUGAGGAGAUGUGA
Messenger RNA from Merops nubicus (carmine bee-eater), 1079 nucleotides. RefSeq names its product contactin-4-like. Gene Ontology annotation, biological process: cell-cell adhesion; brain development. The annotation marks the transcript as partial. The transcript has 7 exons. The record is from RefSeq and is a predicted model, not a curated record. NCBI's taxonomy places the organism in Eukaryota, Metazoa, Chordata, Aves, Coraciiformes, Meropidae. Gene Ontology annotation, molecular function: cell-cell adhesion mediator activity.